AUGGCAGCAGGCGCCGAGCAGCAUCGCCUGGGCAGCAGCAACGGCAACAUGGCGGCGCUGGACGACGACGGCGGCGACGACGACGGCUACUACGAUCUCGGCAGCUUCCACCGCCCCGUCACCACCUCGAGCGCCGCCGCCCAGCGAUGGUUCGACCGCGGCAUGGUCUGGUGCUACGGCUUCAACCACGAGGAGGCCGCCAAGUGCUUUGAGCGCGCCGGCGCCCACGACCCGGCCUGCGCCCUCGCCCAUUGGGGGCUGGCCUAUGCCCUCGGCCCCAACUACAACAAGCCCUGGGACCUGUUUAGCGGCCGCGAGCGGCGCACCACGGCCGACAAGACACACGCCGCCGUCGAGCGAGCGAGCUCCGCCGCCUCCCGCGGCGCCUCUCCCGUCGAGCGCGCCCUCAUCGCCGCCCUGCGGCACCGCUACCCGCGCCCCGAGGCGCCCGCCAAGCCCGACUUCAGCAUCUGGAACCGCGGCUACGCAGACGCCAUGGCUGCCGUCUCGGCCCGCUUCCCCGACGACCUCGACGUUGCCGCCCUCUACGCCGACGCCAUGAUGAACAUGACGCCCUGGAACCUGUGGGACAUUCGCACCGGCUUGCCCACCGCCGACGCACGCACCCUCGAGGUCCGGCGGGUGCUGGAGCGCGCCCUCGCCCAGCACGGCGGCGACGAGCACGCGGGCCUGCUCCACCUAUACAUCCAUCUCAUGGAGAUGUCGCAGAUGCCCGAGGUGGCCAUGCCCGCCGCCGACAAGCUGCGCGGCCUGGUCCCAGACUCGGGCCACCUCAACCACAUGCCGAGCCACCUCGACAUCCUGGUGGGCGACUAUUCUCGCGCCGUCGUCGCCAACACGGAUGCCGUCCGCGCCGACCAGAAGUUCCUCGUCCGCCAGGGCCCCAUGAACUUCUACACCCUCUACCGCAGCCACGACUACCACUUCCGCCUCUACUCGGCCAUGUUCGCCGGCAAGUCCCGCGUCGCGCUCGAGACGGUCGACAUGCUCGAGGCCAGCGUCUCCGAGGACCUGCUGCGCGUCGAGUCGCCGCCCAUGGCCGACUGGCUUGAGGCCUUCCUGGCCAUGCGCGUCCACGCCCUCAUCCGCUUUGGCCGCUGGAAGGACGUGCUGGCCAUCAAGCUGCCCCGCGACCGCGAGCUCUACUGCGUCACCACGGCCCUCGUCCACUACGCCCGGGGUAUGGCGCUGGCCGCCACUGGCCGGGUGGACGAGGCCGACGAGCAGCGCUGCCUGUUCCGCGAGGCCGUGCCCCGGGUCAAGCCGACGCGCACCCUCUUCAACAAUAAGUGCAUCGACAUCCUCUGCGUUGCCCAGGCCAUGCUCGACGGCGAGAUUGAGUACCGCGCCGGCAACUUUGACGCCGCCUUCGCGCACCUCCGCGAAUCCAUCGCGCGGUACGACAAGCUGCCGUUUGACGAGCCGUGGGGUUGGAUGCAGCCGGCCCGCCACGCCUACGGAGCGCUGUUGCUCGAGCAGGGCCGCGCCGACGAGGCUUGCGCCGUCUACAGCGCCGACCUGGGCCUCGACGACUCUCUCCCGCGCGUCCACCGACACCCGAACAACGUGUGGGCCCUGCACGGAUACCACGAAUGCCUGCUGAGGCUGGGGAGGACAGCCGAGGCCGCCGCCGUGGAGCCACGGUUAAAGGCGGCGCUGGCACAGGCGGACGUGCCCAUACGCUCGUCGUGCUACUGCCGGACAGUGCCUCCAAAAAUAUGA
Hirsutella rhossiliensis is the source of this 1743-nucleotide messenger RNA. Its product is annotated as tetratricopeptide repeat protein. Gene Ontology annotation, cellular component: intracellular anatomical structure. The record is from RefSeq and is a predicted model, not a curated record. Gene Ontology annotation, molecular function: protein binding. NCBI's taxonomy places the organism in Eukaryota, Fungi, Ascomycota, Sordariomycetes, Hypocreales, Ophiocordycipitaceae. Bases 1 to 1743 code for a protein of 580 amino acids. The transcript has a single exon.